GAGAGAGGAGGCGAGAUGAGUUGCGUGCUAAAGACGCUGACGACGAAGAAGGAAAUCGACACCGUCAUCAGAGACACCAUCGACAAGGUGGUCGUCCUGCGCUUCGGCCGUGCCACCGACUCCGUCUGUCUCCAGCUCGACGACAUUCUUGCAAAAUCAGCGAGGGAGAUAUCAAAGUUCGGCGCUGUGGCAUUAGUUGAUAUAGACGCAGAGGACAUUCAGGUUUACGUCAAGUAUUUCGAUAUCACUUUGAUCCCGUCCACCGUUUUCUUCUUCAAUGCCCAUCACAUGAAGAUGGAUUCUGGGACUGCUGAUCACACUAAGUGGGUGGGUGCAUUUCAUAGAAAGCAGGAUUUCAUUGAUGUUGUUGAGGCAAUAUUUAGAGGGGCAAUGAAAGGCAAGUUAAUUGUGAAUUGUCCUCUACCCCCAGAGAGGAUACCAAAAUAUCAGUUGCUAUACAAAGAUGUCUAAUCUAAAAGCAAUCCUCCUGUGGACCUUUACAUAGUUCAACGUUGUAUAUUGCUGUUCCAUUAUACAUAUAGAUCUGAAAAUUUGGAACAUACAUGACUGCUUGCUUGUUUGCUAAUCUAGCUCGCCCUCUUAUUUUCUCUCCUGUACUCUACUUUUGUUACCACAAACCAUGGACAAAAGAAGUGCACACCCACCCCCUGCAGGCCUUUCAGACAAACCAACAAGGUCAAGCUGAUGUGUAAUUGAGUCCAAUAUCCAUUUGCGAUUCUUGCUUGACCUGAAGGAAGAGGAGAAGCAAGAAGGCAGCAGGUUCACCUUGUCGGUAUAAAAUCAUGGGGCUCAUGGUUGCACACAGAGCCCAAGGCAGCAGCGAACGUUUCUACUUAUUUUCCUAUUUUAUUCUAAUUCGAAUGUCUGCUUUAAUAUCCAAUUAUUACCAAUUGUAUUUUUAUAAUCUUUUUUCCAACUAGAAGUGAGAACAACUUGUAAUUGUCCUAUGCUUUGUGUCAUUCAGACCAUAGAAACUAAUGGAUGACAAAACAAGAUUUCAGAUCA
Molecule: messenger RNA, 1026 nt
Organism: Carica papaya (papaya)
Lineage: Eukaryota; Viridiplantae; Streptophyta; Magnoliopsida; Brassicales; Caricaceae
Product: mRNA splicing factor, thioredoxin-like U5 snRNP
Biological process (GO): mRNA splicing, via spliceosome
Cellular component (GO): U5 snRNP; spliceosomal complex; U4/U6 x U5 tri-snRNP complex
Source: RefSeq, a predicted model, not a curated record